UGUGUGUAAAUGGCAGUCCUCGUCUCAGUGCAGCAGCUGUUGUUUCUCAUCUCCAGCUCUUUAAACUCUGUUUCUCUCAGGACUUUCUGGCAGCAUGAACUACGACGAGGCCAGUGAGGAUGAUGAUGAUGAUGAUGAAGCUGAAGAGCCGAACACAGAGAGCACUCGUCCUGCGUCGGCCUCCAGCACCAAAUCCACCACGGAGUGUCUCCCGCUGGGUUCUCCGUCGGCUGAGGGCUCCUCCGUUGAGGUGGAUAAUCUGGAGGAGUUUGUGCUCCGUCCGGCUCCGCGGGGAGUCACGGUCAAGUGUCGCAUCUCGCGGGACAAGAAGGGCAUGGACCGUGGCCUCUAUCCCACGUACUUCAUGCACCUGGAGAGAGAAGACGGCAAGAAGGUGUUCUUAUUGGCCGGACGCAAGAGGAAAAAGAGCAAAACAUCCAACUAUCUGAUCUCUGUAGACGCCACAGAUCUGUCCCGUGAGGGCGAGAGCUUCAUAGGAAAACUGAGGUCUAAUCUGAUGGGAACCAAGUUUACUGUGUAUGAUAACGGCACGAAUCCCUCGAAAACCCCCGGAGCGCUGCUGGAGGAAACCAACACACGGCAGGAGCUCGCCGCCAUCUGCUACGAGACCAAUGUUCUGGGCUUCAAAGGGCCGCGGAAGAUGACCGUCGUCAUUCCUGGCAUGAACAUGAACUUCGAGCGGGUUCCGGUUCGGCCCGCGUGUGAGCAGGAGUCUCUGCUGAGUAAAUGGCAGAAUCACUCGCUAGAGAAUCUGAUCGAGCUGCAUAAUAAAGCGCCGGUGUGGAACGACGACACGCAGUCCUACGUGCUGAACUUCCACGGCAGAGUCACACAAGCCUCCGUCAAGAACUUCCAGAUCGUCCACGACAACGACCCUGACUACAUCGUGAUGCAGUUUGGACGUGUGGCGGAGGACAUCUUCACUCUGGACUUUAACUACCCCAUGUGUGCCCUGCAGGCCUUUGCUAUCGGCCUGUCCAGCUUCGACAGCAAACUAGCCUGCGAGUGACCAUGUGACACGCCUCAACCGUACACGCACACACACACACACACACACACACUCACACACA
Messenger RNA from Sinocyclocheilus rhinocerous, 1091 nucleotides. RefSeq names its product tubby-related protein 3-like. Gene Ontology annotation, cellular component: cilium. Gene Ontology annotation, biological process: protein localization to cilium. Lineage: Eukaryota; Metazoa; Chordata; Actinopteri; Cypriniformes; Cyprinidae. Bases 95 to 1030 code for a protein of 311 amino acids. The record is from RefSeq and is a predicted model, not a curated record. The transcript is spliced from 7 exons.